AUGGCCAGCACUUCCCGUGCAGCAAGAAGCCAGAAUGUCAGUCAUUCCCAGGCAACACAACAACCAAUUCGAGAGGUGGACGACAAGGUUCGCGGCAUUUUAGCGUACAUCCUCGAUCACACAGCCCAGAAGAUUCCCAUCAAGGACAAGGAUUUGGUGCCGGCGGCUGGCGACCGGAACGAGCUGAAGAAGCGUCUGCCGCUGGUAGCUGAAUUGCUGGCCAAGCGUUUCGGAAUUUUGCUUACCCCGCUGGAUGCGGCAUCCAAGACGUUCAUUUGCAUUGCGGAGGAGCCGGUGGCCUCCAUUCACGAGCUGACUCCGGCACAACGACCCCAGUUCACGCUGCUGUACAUUAUCCUCAUGUACAUCUUCCUGCGCGGCAACCGCAUCGAGGACACGAAGCUGUACGGCAUGUUGGAGAUGCUAAAUAUCCAGGACGAGGAGCACGGCUAUUUUGGCGCCAAUCCGCGCAAGCAGAUCGACGAGACAUUCGUGAAGCAGCAGUACCUUAAGCGGGAGCGCUCCCAACUGAGCGCCUACGACGACCCCAAGACCUUCUUCCUUUGGGGACCGCGAGCCAAGGCGGAGUUCACCUUCGAGCAGAUCGUGCAGUUCGCCUCAAAGCUGCUCAACCAGCAUCCCAAGAUCUUCGAUCACCACCUGACCAUGGCCCAGGAGGGGGUAAAUGCGGAGCAGUAGGAUCUGCAGUCGCUUAAAAAAACUAACAAAAUAUUUGAAUAUUUCCUAAUUUGUUCGUUUGAUUUAAUAGAGAAGUGCGCUUUUGUUAAUUUACUUAUUUUACUUAAAAACAAGUUAAAAUAAAGUGAAAUAUAUUUUGUA
Drosophila takahashii is the source of this 840-nucleotide messenger RNA. It is a transcript of the gene MAGE, whose product is annotated as MAGE. The record is from RefSeq and is a predicted model, not a curated record. Gene Ontology annotation, cellular component: nucleus. Lineage: Eukaryota; Metazoa; Arthropoda; Insecta; Diptera; Drosophilidae.